AUGGACGGCGGCGAGAGCUCACCGCGCGACGGCCGCAAGGCGCCGCCCCGCCGGCGCCCUCGAGCGGAGGACACGACGGCUCCGCUUCCCCCGCUGGCCCCCGUCGCGGAUCUCGAGGACCCGAGGCAUGCGGUCGGCGGAAACUCUUCACAAGUUUCUGCAGGAACAUCUACCGAGAGGGCUGCCGGUCCUUCUUAUGAUGCUGCAUCUGGCGAUGAUAUAAGGAGCCACAACUUGAUCAAGACACUGGUUUCCCAAUUCCUUGCCAUACCGUCAUGCAAAUCUGAGUCUUUCUUCAAGAUAUAUCCACCUACUGGAUUGGAUAAAGGAUUCCUGAACUACUUCGCACAAGCUCCGUUGAGUGUGAGGUUUUCAUCAGAAGAAGAGACUGGGCCUUCGAAAUUCGAGCAGUUCUCUACCUGGUUAAUGAAGAAUAUUGACCCUGAGGAUGUCUUUAUGAAGAAUUUCGUCAAAAUGGUUUUUGAGCUAAAUGGCAUAUCUAUUGAUGAGUUUACCAUUGGAACCGCAAGUGUCGGCCCUACAAUGACUUCUUGGAUCAACCCAGCCAUGAGAUCCUUUUGGAGCUCCAUUCAAGCAAUCCAAAAGCAAGUUCCGAAGCUUAAAAAAUCAGCAUCGGAGAUUGAGAUUACAUCUCCAGAGGGCGUGAAGGUACUUGGUGAGGUUCGGGACAUCAUGUCCAGGAUAGAGAAUCUAGUAAAGGAUGUGAUGAAAGGUGUAGAAAAUUCAGGAAAGCCUGGUGCCCCAAGUGUAGAGCCUGAAUCAGUUGCCCGAACUUUUGUCGAGAAUCUGAAGAAAAUUAAUGAGCAUGAUCUCAGCGUAGCGCUGCAACAAAUUGAUAAGACAUCUCAGCUUGCUAAUAUUCCGUUCGCUAUGAAGAAGAGGCUGGAUGAAAUGAAAGUUGAGAUUCGUGUACUGAAGACAUUGAUCAGUGGUAUGACAGGUGCCUGGGGUUUAAAUAAUUUGAAGCCAGACUCCCGAACAAAGGCCGAUUCUGUAACUGCAAAGCCAGAUUCUGUAACUGAAAAGCCAGAUUCUGUAACUGAAAAGCCAGAGUCUGGAACUAUAAAGCCUGCUUUUAUAGUUCCCAUUCUUCCUUUCCACAAAGUUGGGAAAGUUGCAUCCGAUAUCCUAAACAAAGAUUAUCUUGGGGACGUAUCACAUCGGGCUGAGAUGUCCUGUCAGUUUGGCACAGAGCUUAACUCUUUGAUUGCAUUCAAAAUGAGCACUGCCCCAGAUGCUUGUGCUGUGCUGAGGCAUCAACAGCUUUUGGGGGCAAGCAAGGUUAUUGGAGAUCUGAGGUUGGUACUGCCAUUCAAGAACCGGCUUGAUGAGGCUGGUGCUGUUGUCCCCGUGAAGCAGACGUGUAUGGGUAAGCUGAUGUAUUUGAACGAGCAUGCCUGUAUGAGCGCUACAGUUGGAUUGCACAAUAACCCGCUUAUCAGUUUUGGUGGGAUGGUUGGAUGUAAUGCUUCGUUUUUUGGGACAACCUCUCUCUGUGGUGGUGGAAGGCUGACUGUGAGCAGUGCUGAUGGGAGUGUAAGUAGUUUGGAAGCUGCAAUGUCAUUGUCAAACCCUGAAUGGUGGGGUACUGUUUCGGCUACAGCAAGCCUGUUGGAGCAGAAUAAAGUACUCAAAGUCUUUUACAACCAGAAGGUACUUGAAAACACUACGAUUGCUGGCCAGCUCGAGUACAACCACCAGAAUGGGCGAGUGGUGGCGUGCGGUGGAGUGGAGCACAAGCACCAUGGGGCAACCCUAAAGGCCAUGAUCAAGACGGAUGGUAUAGCUCAAGCUUUGUUGUCAAUUAAUGAAGGGAUUGCUGGUUCAAGGCUUUCUGCAUCAGUAAGGGCCAAUCUUAGGGAGCUGGAUCAGCCUCCAAAGGUUGGAUUCUGUGUCUCAGUUAACCCCACCUGGGGUUAGACGCCUCUCUGAAGAGUAAGAUGUAAUGGAGGUUGGUCUUUUUGUUAUGUUGAGAUACUUGUAGGCGGUUGGGCCUUGCUGUAGGUCUUGAGAUGAUGAGAUACCUGUAGGCUGUUCGUGCUUUUGCAUGCCCUGCUGUUCGUCGCUUGGGCGCUGUUGUCUUGUAGCAGCUAAUGUAUGUCUCGCUGCUUCAUUUUCAACAUAUUGGUCUCUCGACUAGACUGCCACACUUACCUGUGGUGAGCUGUUUUGUUGGAAUGUUUAUUGCUUUUCCUAGUUUUGCA
Messenger RNA from Lolium rigidum, 2225 nucleotides. RefSeq lists its product as uncharacterized. The transcript is spliced from 11 exons. NCBI's taxonomy places the organism in Eukaryota, Viridiplantae, Streptophyta, Magnoliopsida, Poales, Poaceae. Gene Ontology annotation, biological process: monoatomic anion transmembrane transport. The record is from RefSeq and is a predicted model, not a curated record. Gene Ontology annotation, cellular component: mitochondrial outer membrane. Bases 1 to 1941 code for a protein of 646 amino acids. Gene Ontology annotation, molecular function: voltage-gated monoatomic anion channel activity.